Molecule: messenger RNA, 550 nt
Organism: Orycteropus afer afer
Lineage: Eukaryota; Metazoa; Chordata; Mammalia; Tubulidentata; Orycteropodidae
Gene: TMEM167B
Product: transmembrane protein 167B
Source: RefSeq, a predicted model, not a curated record
GACUCCAGGACCCCUAACAGGCCUUGGCCCAGCCGCCAUGACGAACGUAUACUCCUUGGAUGGGAUUCUGGUGUUUGGUUUGCUCUUUGUUUGUACCUGUGCCUACUUCAAGAAAGUACCUCGUCUCAAAUCCUGGCUGCUGUCAGAGAAGAAGGGAGUUUGGGGUGUUUUUUACAAAGCUGCUGUGAUCGGAACCAGGCUGCACGCUGCAGUGGCAAUCGCCUGCAUUGUAAUGGCCUUUUAUGUCCUGUUUAUAAAAUGAAUUCCAAAGCAUCCAACUCAUCAGCUGCCAACCAAGGGGAUGGGGGUGAAGAACCUGUCAAGGGCCUGGGCCCAGCAUAGCAGAGUUCAGCUAAAAUCAUCAAAGUCCCCAGGGUGACACCACAGCAUCCUCCCCUACCACAUGUGGGGAGACUCUUCAUGGUCACAAACAUUGUUUAUGCUUCAGGGGACUCCAGAAAGCCAUUUCCUUUGAUUUCUGUGUAAAUCAGUCCUUGGCAGAGAGCAUAAGAUGUCUAGAUAAAUUGCAAGAUACGAUUACAUACCUCCU